Messenger RNA from Lycium ferocissimum, 1529 nucleotides. RefSeq lists its product as uncharacterized. NCBI's taxonomy places the organism in Eukaryota, Viridiplantae, Streptophyta, Magnoliopsida, Solanales, Solanaceae. The coding region runs from base 241 to 1434 and encodes 397 amino acids. The record is from RefSeq and is a predicted model, not a curated record. The transcript is spliced from 2 exons.
UUUAUCCCACUUUGGCUGAAUCUUUAGUGUACAGUGUAGUAGUAUAUUAUACUUAAUUCCUAACCUUUUCAACAGAUUAUCAUGACUGAACUUUAUAUCUUAUCAGUAUGUAAGAGUCAUUAAGUAAUAGAAGCAUUCUGUAUAUUCCUUCUCUCAUAAGAAAACAUUAUAAUAUCAUAGUAUAAAUAACUCCCAGGCCUAAAUCAACUACAUCAAACACUGACACAAAAAUUAGCAAAGAUGUUUGCCACAGCGCCACGUUCUCUAUACCGUAACUUCCCAAAAGCACUUACAAAAUAUCCUACAAAUCCACCAACAAUUACAGGGUACUUAGUACUAACUGAUGAAGAAUCGGAAGAAAUGGAUACUUUUUGCUGGGGUAUGUGCAAGCAUAGUAGUAUCAGUAAGCUCCCAUUUCCUCAAGAUAGAGUCAUGAAAGUCGUUCAAAAUCCAGAGUUUGGUGAGCCUAGUGUUCAUAAAGUUUGGUUCUUACCUGUUCUUGAUCAACCUAUCGCGUCCAGCCGCUACUAUGUUAUCAAAGCCAAAGGCAGACACAAAGGGAGGGCCUAUACAUCUUGGAAAGAAGCAGAUAUGGACAGUUGUUGCUUUGACAAUUCGAUGAAUGAUCUAAAACCAAAGCCUUUUAAUCAUAAAGACCCCUAUCAACAAUUUGAGAUUUGUCCAUAUGAAUUUGGUUUCUAUGCUAAAUCUGUAGCCUAUGAUGGGGUUCCUCCAAAAUUCCUCAGGAAAAAAGGUUGGCACGUUAAUAGUAUCCAUUCACUUAAAGUCAAUUUGAAAGAAGCUGAAGGCCUCCAAUUAUCCAUUCAUCCAUCAGAUUCAGAUACCCCUGAAUUAAAUAUUCCACCUUCUUCCAAACGUUCAGUUCCAGUAAUUAUUGGCAAAUGGUAUUGUCCAUGUGUGCUAGUAAAAGAGGGAAAUAUUAGAACUAAAGGACAGAUGAACAAAUCUUUGUUCUAUGAAGUAACACUUAAGUGUUGGUGGGAGCAAAUAUUUUCUUGUGAGAAUGAAAAUAGAAGAAAUAGAGCACACGUGGAGGUCGAUGCACGUGUGAGAAAGUUGUUAACUUUAAUCAGUGGGACUGAAGCUGUUAAAGAUGAAGAAGGGAGUGGAAGGGUUGUUUGGUUUAGAGUGAGAGAGGAAUUUAGAAAUAAAUGUAUAGUGGAGAAAGUUGGUUUGAAUAGUGCUGUUAUUGAUAAAAUGAGAUGGAUACAAGAAAGAAGGGGAUGGUUUGAUGGAGGAGAAAGUGAUGUAAGAGUGGAAGGUGUAGAAGAAAUAGAAAGUGAGAAUGGAUAUUGGAGAAAGUUUAGUUGUUAUGUUUUGGUGGAGAGCUUUGUGUUUAGGAGAAUGGAUGGGAGUUUGUUAAUCAACUUCAAUUUCAAGAACACUCAGAAAAUUGUGUGCCAGUGGGAAUGAGGAUAUAUGCAAGAACUAGUAUGUUGAAUAUGUACAUGUAAAUGUGUUGCUGGCUUCUACUCCUAUAUGUAUAGGCUUGUGUUUGUGUUCUUCUC